Messenger RNA from Galendromus occidentalis (western predatory mite), 2436 nucleotides. RefSeq lists its product as uncharacterized. Bases 82 to 1998 code for a protein of 638 amino acids. The transcript has 6 exons. Gene Ontology annotation, molecular function: protein binding. NCBI's taxonomy places the organism in Eukaryota, Metazoa, Arthropoda, Arachnida, Mesostigmata, Phytoseiidae. The record is from RefSeq and is a predicted model, not a curated record.
GCUCUGUCCACUGCGGAGGCAAGCAGCAGGCACAUCGACGAAUGUUUCAGGGGUCUCCCUACGUGAGUCACCGACGUCGCGAUGUCUCGUGAGAUCCACCGCAACGGGUGGCUCCGAUGCAUCCCUUACCUGCAAACAUCGGAUCAAUUGCCGAAAUCGCAUCUGGAGAAUCUCUUCGUUUCGUUUUGCAUACACGACGAAGAUGGACCGUGGCUGGAGUUCUACGACAACCGACAUUGCUCGGCGGAUCACAAGCCCGUGGCAAGGUUCUCGCUCAACGACUGUCUCCACAUAUCACCCCGGCUCGUCAGUCCUGAGGAGGAAUAUUUCGAAUUCGCCGUCACCCUUAAGAACAAAGUUCUCAGGCUGGCGACAGAGAGCCAACAGCUGACCUUGGAUUGGGUUCACACUCUGACGGAGACACUAAGGAACCGCGGCGUUUUUCGACCGAAAGAGAACGAAUACAGCGCCGAGCCCUCAAAGCCUCCACAUCCGCGGCAGAACAUGCCGCUGCCUCCGACGCCAAUCGAGGAACCUGCUCCGAACGGUCCGGCAUUAACCGACAUGAGGAGGAGUCUUCUCAACAUGGUCGAAAGUAGUGCGACGUUCUUCCGUCAAGAGUCGAUCGAGAGCAACCUUUCGUCCUCAUCGAGCCACGACUCAGGACCGAGCACGAGUGCUGCCCACGGUGCGAGUGGACCCAGAGAUCCUACCUCACCUCUGCCGGAACCUCCCGAGUCCAGCCCGAUCUACGAACCCAUUUUCCCCGUGGUCGACCGACCGCUGAGUCGGACGGAAUCCGCACGUUACGCAUCCCGACAGCGGAGAGCGACUGUGGAAGCCGACGUCGGAAACAAACGCCAUUCGUACACGGGUGGACUCGGGGAACAAACUCAUUCAGAGCCAAAUCGUGAAGAAGCCGUAAAUCCUCUUCGGAGUUGUGCGGGUCAGGUCGGGGCGGGGACCAACGGCACGGGUCCGUCUCCAUCCGAGAGACUAAUCGAACGCAACACCGAGUACUCCCAAGUGUUCGCCACCAACGGUCAUAACUGUGAUAGUAGCCAACGACCGUCGUCUGGCGGAAGCGGUUUCCGAGCACCCGACGUCCCUGUGCGAAGCAGAAGUUCGGCUGCGGAGCCAAGACCAACCUUAAGUCCCAAACCUAUGAGAGCAAUGCUGAGAAAAGAAGCCGCACACGAGGGGACCAGCCACGACAAAAUUCAACUCCGAAACAGCAUGGUCGUUCCGACACCUGCGUCGUUCGAAGGCACCUCGUCGGAAACACACGUCCUCGCGCCACAGAUAACCGAAAGUGUUUACGUCGAGAUCAGUGGAACCAGCACAGGCCAGUUGCCGAUUCGGGAGUCCCAGAUACUCAAAUUACAGGAGGAGAUGACCCAUCAGGCCGGGGUUGUGGUCAGAUUCGCAAAGCGGGACCUUCAAGGGAGUUUGGCCCUGGUGGAUCUGUGCGGGGCGGUGUACAUAGCUGGCUGGAAUAAGCCGUCAAUGAAGUCACAUCUCCAUGUUGGGGAUCGAUUGCUCAACAUCUGCGGUCGGAAGGUUUUCUGUGCGUCGGAUGCACAGAAAACCAUCAAAGACCUUAUCUACAAUCAAACGGUGGAACUCACAAUACAUCGGAUACCGUUUGGGAAAGCGUUGGCCAUUAAACGGAGCUUCGAAGGUGAAAAUUUGGGUCUCGUCAUGGGGGAUGGCACGAACGAAAUCCUCAAAGUUAUUGAAGGAGGACUUGCUCACCGGAGCGGCCUGCCAUUGAUGGUUUCGACUGCUCUGGAUGGCGGCAUGGCUCUCACAUCGUGGUGGAUUACCGAAGUGAAUCACCGUCCCAUUAAUUUAUUCUUCAAGAAAUCCGAGAUAGAGCCUCGAUUGCGUGCCGUAGGAAAAGACAUCUCGUUGGUUGUGCAACCCUCUGAUUUCAUGCGAGGAAUUAAGAAGCAAUUCAAAUCGAUGUGGUCCUACAAAAACUUCAUCGUCCAAUGAGGCGUGACGCGUGACCCUUUUGUUUCUCUCUCAGAGUCAUGCAUUCGUUGCCGAGAGAAUUUCACGUAUAUAUGAAAGGACGAGCCCUCCGUGCCUGAAGGGUCUCCGCUCUGAGAGUGUUCGAAUCGUCGAUUUCGGACUCUCUUAGUUAGCGGACAGCGGUGCUGUGUUUGCUCUGUUUGUAUCCAGGAAGAGCGUUCCUAGCAGAGCUAGUUAAGUUAUUUCUGUGUGUACGCUAUUCACAAUAUUUGACAGGAGCCAGAUUUGACGUCGGGACCGAGAGUAAACUGCCAAUGGAGUUAUUGAGGCGCAGGAGGUUUUACAAGAUGACUUAUAUUUUCAUAUAUUUUCCGAAUCGGUGCGUCAAAAUGAUAGAGAGAACUCAUUUAAAUAUACCGUUGUACACAAAACAGAUUACAGGUCUGCAUUUAAAGGAAU